AUGUUCUCCUCAUCUGGACAGGAGACGGCCGCAGUCGGCAACGUCACACAAAUGUUUGCUGGCAUCAAGUCCAACAUGACAAUUCAACUCGACAAUCAUUAUGCGACCCGGGUAUAUACAUCAGCGUCCUCCAUCUCUGGUCACACCAAGAUCCAGGUCGCCAAGGACACCCCUUUCGACAAGGUCCAGAUACUUUUGCUGGGAACGACAAAGACACGCAUGGAUGGCGUUCGUGCCCCUCACACGACAUCACACACAUUCUUGAAGCUCGAAAUGCCGAUUCCAGACUCGUCGUAUCCUGGCUCGAGGAUUUACCGCGCUGGUCAAACCUAUGAUAUUCCAUUCAAUUUUGUCGUUCCCAACCAACUUACAAUCAAUGCCUGCAACCACAAGGUUGACACCUCUGCCGUACAUGACACCCAUCUCAACUUGCCUCCAUCCAUGGGGCCGUGGAGCGGUCAGGAUGACAUGUCUCCCGAGAUGGCACGAGUCGAGUACUGCAUAGUUGCCAGGGUACUUGCCGAGGAGGACAGGCACGGAAAGAGGGCAAGGAUCCUCGAGGCUUCUCAACAGAUUCGAGUCUUGCCUGCACACGCCGAACAUGCACCACUGGCAAUUGGUCCCAAAGAUGCAGUGUACAAAAUGUCCAAGAGCAAGACAAUGAGGAAAUCACUACUCUCUGGAAAGGUUGGCAAAGUCACAGUCUCGGCCAAGCAACCAGGGGCUAUCAUGCUGAGUCCAGACGGCGCUACAGCUUCCAAAACAGUAGCUCAUGUAGACCUCGUCUUUGAUCCAGCCUCGGCCCAAUCUCUACCACCCAGAGUGAUUGGUGUAUCGUCCAAGGUCACGGCAUUGACCUACUACUGCAAUGGAGCCAUCAGAAGCUUCCCCAACAUGGGAGACUGGACACGAGUCUACGGUGCCGACAGCCGCGGAUCGUAUCCGACGGCCACAUCCAUCUCAGCCAUCCCGAUUGACAAUUGCAACUGGCAGCAAAGCCUCAAGGGCGAGACGCGAAGAGGAUCGACCUAUUCGGCAGACACGGCGAGCACCAACGGCAGCGAUAUUCUUUCCGACACGGACCGUUCGAAUCAUGACGAAUCCAGAAGCCGUCGAGGCAGCAAAGACUCUACCAAAUACGCAUCUCCCGUUUACCACACGGCGAGCUUGAAAAUCCCCAUCGAGUUGCCGACGCACAAGAAAACGUUUAUCCCCUCAUUCCACUCGUGCAUUGCAUCUCGAGCCUAUGUCCUCUGGAUGACCGUGUCCCUGUCGUGCAGCGGCAACAGCUACAGCAUCAUGGUCGGCGUGCCGCUGCAGGUCGGCGUCGAGUCUAGCGACGCGGUGCUCGAGUCGCUCGAACCGCCGAGCUUUGAAACCGCCGUACAAGAAGCCGAGAUUGACGACUUCCUGAGGCCGCGGUCGCUCGUCAUGCCAGAUGUCGUCUUUGAGCGUCACGGACUUCCUGGAUACGCGGAUCUCAUGUCUGGGCGCAUGGUCGCGGUCAACUGA
This is a messenger RNA of Pestalotiopsis fici W106-1, 1512 nucleotides long. RefSeq lists its product as uncharacterized. The coding region runs from base 1 to 1512 and encodes 503 amino acids. The record is from RefSeq and is a predicted model, not a curated record. The transcript has a single exon. NCBI's taxonomy places the organism in Eukaryota, Fungi, Ascomycota, Sordariomycetes, Amphisphaeriales, Sporocadaceae.